GAAUUUCAACUUUGACCCGUGGAACAGGCUCAUAUGCGCAUACAAAAACGCACAUACUUAGCUACGGUAAACACUGUUGAAAUAUUUAUCAAGGUAGCUAUUGACAACUUUUGACCAUUCCUGUUGGAUAUUUACACCUUGCGCCAAUCUUAUUGGAAAGUUGGAAUAAUGACCCACAUCUCAAACAAGAGAGGAAUUGAAUUUAUAGAUCUCCUGCUCAACCAGUCAGACGGAACCCUCAGCUGCCAUGGUAACCAUCCCUGGCAAAUCACAUCACCCGAGUCGCUGAGCCAAGAAGGUGGCGGUGAUGACUUCCUGGAUACUCUGUUAGGUGGCACUGACUCAUCGUCUGCCCCCCUCCCCCAUGUGGCCCUACUCCCCCAGCGACAGUGGCAUCAGUGAGGACCCCAACUCUGGCUCCGAUCACCUGGACAGCCGUAACCCGCCCUCCAGCUCCCCCUUCCAUGCCUUCGACCAAGCCCAUCUGCCUAACCUCCACUCUAACCUCACCAGGUCUGCACUGCACUGCCUGGCACCUGAUGUCUCCAUCAACUUAGAUGGAUGGGAGUCUGGCCUCUUCCAAGAGAGCAAUGGGGAUACCCACAACCCCCAGCUGCCCUCUGGUUACCAUCUCACUGUCAAGGACCUGCUGCUGUCUGGAAUAAGAGAGACGAAUUCCCUGCAGGACGUGGUCCUUAACGAGGACGAGAAGAAGCUGCUGGCUAAAGAGGGUGUCCACCUGCCCAGCCAACUGCCCUUUACCAAGUACGAGGAGAGGGUCCUGAAGAAGAUCCGCAGGAAGAUCCGCAACAAGCAGUCGGCCCAGGAGAGCAGGAAGAAGAAGAGGGAGUACGUAGAUGGUCUGGAGGGCAGGAUGGAUGCCUGUAGUAAACACAACCUGGCGCUACAGAGGAAAGUCCACCAACUGGAAGAAACCAACACUUCUCUGUUGGAGCAGCUGGCCAGGCUACAAAUUCUUCUACCUAAUGGCUCCAGUAAGACUGCCCAGAAAGCGACCUGCAUCCUGCUGCUGCUCCUCUCUUUCUCUCUCCUCCUCUCUCCCAGUCUGCAGCCUGACCCACACAGCCAUGUCAGCCAGGAGGGAGACUUCAGCAAGGAUAGGGAGAGAUCUCGUUCCCUGCUGGCGGUGGUGGACACAGAGAUAUCACCCCCACCUGUCUUCUCAGUGGCUGGGUGGGUGGAGGCCCUGUCAACCCUGGUGGGUAAGCUCCGACUCAGGCCAGAGUACGCCGACUCAGACCCUCAAACCAACCACAACCAUGACCACAACUAUGACUACAACCACAGCCUCUGACCACACUAUCGCAAACGCAAUCUCAACCACGCAGAUACGGAGCUCCUUCCUAACCAACACCACUGACUUCCUACUCAAUCACUAGGCUACUGUAGCACCGCCAGCUCUAACACACUUGAUUCAGCUAAUUAGGGUCUUGAUCAGUGGUUAAUGAGUUAAAACACAUUGUUAGCUCCCCAGGACCAGGGUUGGUGGCCACUGCCUUAGAGAACCAUACUACUAUGUAUUAAACAGUUGAUGGAAUCAACUGAGCCUCUGUACCCAACCUGAAAUCAGAGCCAUAAGUAGGACAUUUUACAAAAAUGUGUGUACCUCCAUUUAGUAUGAUAUGUAAUGUUAUGUUACAUAACAGAUCAUACUAAAUGGAGGGACACAAAGAAAUGUCCGAAAUCAUAUGAAUUGUCCUGAGGCUAGGUUGCUGAAUCCUAAUAGGUGGGGUAAUCCAUUAUAGAUAUCAUGUAAUAUAUUGAUUUACUGAAUAAUGUGGCUAUUGAACAAUAUUCACCUACUUGUUUUUUUUUACUUACUUGACUUACUGUACUUUCAUAGAAUUUUUUAUUUAAGUUUCAUUGACAAACUCAAUAAAAAAAGUAUUUUUAAAAAGGUUUCCCUAACACUGCAUCAGUCUGUAGGACAUGUUUGUUUUCCAUGUAGUCAUGGGAAAGGUGUAAAUGUAGUUAUUUUAUAAAGACGUGUAUUUGUAUUUGAUGUAUUUGUUUAUGAAGCAGAGCUGUGAUUUGCCUGAUGUCCCUAUAAUACAGACAAGCAGAGAAAAACAAUGUGGUUAACAAGAAUAA
Molecule: messenger RNA, 2112 nt
Organism: Salmo salar (Atlantic salmon)
Lineage: Eukaryota; Metazoa; Chordata; Actinopteri; Salmoniformes; Salmonidae
Gene: creb3l3b
Product: cAMP responsive element binding protein 3-like 3b
Biological process (GO): regulation of transcription by RNA polymerase II
Cellular component (GO): nucleus
Molecular function (GO): RNA polymerase II cis-regulatory region sequence-specific DNA binding; DNA-binding transcription factor activity, RNA polymerase II-specific
Source: RefSeq, a predicted model, not a curated record